Molecule: messenger RNA, 156 nt
Organism: Colletotrichum graminicola M1.001
Lineage: Eukaryota; Fungi; Ascomycota; Sordariomycetes; Glomerellales; Glomerellaceae
Exons: 2
Coding region: 1-156 (51 amino acids)
Source: RefSeq, a predicted model, not a curated record
AUGGUUCUUCUGAGCGUGCUCGCAUGGCUUCAGCGGACAAUGUUCCUCGAGGCGGAGAGUGACUGUUGUACGACGGCGGCGGCGGUCGGGUUGGACGACGUCUACGGCCCAUCCAUCUCACCGAUUGCCGGCGUUGUCACCGCCGCCGCUUGGUGA